AUGUGCGGACGUUCUUUAUUCGUCUUCUCUUUUGCUUUCUUCUUCCCGGUAUUAAAAUCAAAAGGACAAACGAGAGAUUGUGUUUUUCUCCUGCUAUUCACUGACUAUCAAUUGAUCAAACAUGAUCGCAUCAUAGACACAACUGUUGAUUUAUGGAUAAACUACACAAAAUAUCAUUACAAAAUGCUGUUUGUCGUUGCCGGCAGAAGACAGGAAGAGCAGGCAGCGAGCAGUCGAAGACGACUUCCAUCAACGGACGAUUCGGACAAGACAAGAAGUCAGUGGUAUAAAGAAAUGUACUGCCAAAUUCACAAACCACCGGAACACAGGAAAGAUGAUUUAGAUGUCAUUCUUGUGAAAUUACCUCUGACACAUUCUCGUUAUCGAGAUUAUCGUCAGCGACGAGACGGACCAGCAAAUCCGUAUAAACCAACAUAUACGUUUCCGGAUGAAUACGAUGGUGAUUUAGAACGUAUGGAAGAUUAUAUUCGCAAAUCAGCUGUGCCAAAGCUCAACAACGGCUCGAGAAAUUUCUCCUCGUCACCUGUACGAACGCCAACGGCAACGGUUAAUGAUUAUCCAGCAAAUGGAAAACGAAAUCCAGAGAAGAUAACGCGUUUCAGUGAUCAAUUAACUACUUCAAAUACUUCUCCAACGAUCGAACGAGCCAAACCUAUAAAUGUUACGAUAGCAUCGCCCGUAACGGUCAAUUCACGAUCAAACACAACUCAUGCAACUCAACCACCACCGCUAUCUUCUUCGUCAACAGAUGAUGAACAAAAAUCCAUUUACAAACGCGUGCUUCGCGGUGGAGAUAUACCACCAGUGGGUCUACAGAAACGACUUCCUAAGAAUCGAGGUAAGCAUAUGGUUGUUGUUUUUUAUCGUAAUGUGAAUAAGAAUCUCGGCACCAGCUGUAAUUGA
Adineta ricciae is the source of this 924-nucleotide messenger RNA. The record is from the annotation of a GenBank genome assembly. NCBI's taxonomy places the organism in Eukaryota, Metazoa, Rotifera, Eurotatoria, Adinetida, Adinetidae.